GAGACGGGGAGAUUUCCCCGGCUAUGAGCUGAGCUUGCUUGCUGGUCGGUUACUGCUGGCGGUUAUCCUGCAGCGAAUCGCCGGCGCUAUAAGAUGCUGCCAGUCCAUGGUUUCUUUCGGCCCUGGAUUCGCUGGAGCUCCUGUUGACUUUUGAGCUGUUUGGAUUUGAAGUCACCAUCUCCUCUUUACUUCUUUUCCCCCUUGAUCUACUAAUCUUCAUUCCUCGCUUCACUCCUUUCACAUUUUCAGUCUGCUACACUUUAUUUUCCUCUCUCUCUCUCUCUCUCUCCCUCGAUACUUUUUUUUCACUUCUCACUUCUUCUCCAAGCGUUACUCAUUAAUCCAACUGUCGCAUUUUAUCCCAUCAUGUUCUGGGGAAAGCAUCACGACGACACGCCCGAAGCGGCCCAACAACCACCCAUUCCUCGCAAGAAGCUCCCUUCGCAUUUACAAACCUUGGCCGACCACGACGACGGCUUCUACGAUGACAUCUAUUCCUCAUACUCCGUAGACUCCACCGAAACUCCCUACCGCUACGCCGGUUACGCCAACCGUCUCCGCACUGUUCUUCUCUCCGCCCACCGCUAUGUCGCCUACACCUCCGACAUAGGCGAAUCCUUUCGCCCCGUCGCCCACCCCUGGCUCGUGCGAUCCGCCUAUGCCAUCUCCUGGACCUAUCUAAUUGGCGAUGUCGCCCACGAAGGCUACAAAGCCUACCUCCGCAAUCGCCGCGUCCUGGCUCCUCCCUGUGAGGCCUACAAGGACGCCAGCGAUCUCACCCACGACAAAAUCGCCAAGGGCAUGGUGACCGGCAACAUCGCUGGCUCCCUAACAGGCGGCGAUACGCUGAUGCCAUGGCCCACGACUCACGUGCCUCUGGCUGAGGACUACCGCACGGUGAUGGCCCAGCGCGCCGUGUUCCAGGGUAUCGCCAGUAUGGGUCUGCCGGCCUUUACUAUCCACUCUGUGGUCAAGUACUCUGGGCGCAUGUUGAAGAACUCCCGGAGUGUCUUUUUCCGCACUUGGGCGCCUAUCGGGCUCGGUCUCUCCGUCGUGCCUUUCCUCCCGUACCUAUUCGACAAGCCCGUCGAAGAGGCUGUCGAAUGGGCCUUCCAUACCGGACUCCGUGCCUAUGCCGGUGAAGAUGCCGUGCGUCCGCUACCUCAGGCCGUGAGAACUCCUCACGAUGAGGACACCUCCCUCAGCCACUUCCUUAAGCUCCAGGCCGAGAAGAACAACGGCGAAGUCAUGGGCCACGACGCUAACCUCUCCUGGGAGCAGUACAAGGAGGACCGCCGUCGAGCUAAGGAGCAGCGGAUGCAGGAGCGUGAGCAGCGCGGCGAGGCCGGCCCGCUGGCGUUACUGGGUUUCGGGUCUAACUCGAAAGAAAAGAAAGAGUGAUCAUUUCAUUAUCUUUGACUGUGUUUUUCCUUGCCUGGGGUUUUCAUAUGUCAUUGGCGACGGAUGGAUGGAUGAAUGGAUCACAACUUACCUAGGUCAUUUUCUGGUUGCCUCUCCACUGCAUUUCUGUAUUGUACAUAAUAGUCUGUUAGCGUUGUUCUUCAUGUGUUCUUUUUUUUUCGACUCUCAUUUCAUCCAUUCAGCCAAGCAUCAUCAAUCAUCACUCACCACAUCAAAUCAAGGACCAGGUCAGACGCGUUAUUACUUGCUAUUCAAUGGUCCUCUGCAUCUGGAUAUGAACACAAAACAAUCUUGCGUAUCUACAUACCUACUUGCCUAUGGACAUCAAACCCCAAAGAAGAACUACAAAUUUCAUCUCUACAAAAGAAUCAACCACAAUUGAAUAUUUU
This is a messenger RNA of Aspergillus welwitschiae, 1811 nucleotides long. Its product is annotated as mitochondrial fission process 1 family protein. The coding region runs from base 367 to 1401 and encodes 344 amino acids. Gene Ontology annotation, cellular component: mitochondrion. The transcript has 3 exons. Gene Ontology annotation, biological process: mitochondrial fission. Lineage: Eukaryota; Fungi; Ascomycota; Eurotiomycetes; Eurotiales; Aspergillaceae. The record is from RefSeq and is a predicted model, not a curated record.